Messenger RNA from Arachis duranensis, 3661 nucleotides. RefSeq names its product leucine-rich repeat receptor-like serine/threonine-protein kinase BAM1. NCBI's taxonomy places the organism in Eukaryota, Viridiplantae, Streptophyta, Magnoliopsida, Fabales, Fabaceae. Gene Ontology annotation, molecular function: protein kinase activity; ATP binding; receptor serine/threonine kinase binding. Gene Ontology annotation, biological process: protein phosphorylation. The record is from RefSeq and is a predicted model, not a curated record.
GACCAAUCAGCGAAGAAGAGGUUACAUUUUUUCUCCUUUGGUUUACUGAGAGGUUCUUGGUUUUUGAAUGGAUGAGUGAAAUAGUAGGUUCUUCUGAUACGUACAAGAAUGAUUAUUAAUUUCCAUUGGAAUGUGAAGCAUAUCAUAGAUACAUACAUUACAGUUCGAUUUAUAACAACUCCCUCCUAACAUUAACAAUCCUCAAGAAUAAAAAGCAAAAAGUAGUAGAAUUGAAUAUCCGCAUCCAUAUCCAUAUUAUAUUCACUUUUUUUAAGACCUCAAACUAACACAACACUCCUUCAGCUUGAGCUGACUGAGUGCUUCUCUUUCUACCUACGCCACCACUCACACCAUUCACAACCACUCUCUCUUCUUCCUUGAAAAAAAAUGCGUCUCCUUUGCUUUCUUGUGGUCUUGUUACAGCACUAUCAUCAAACUCUCUCCGCAACCAUGUCGGAGAACCGUGCUCUUCUUUCUCUCAGAGCCGCCAUCACUGAUGCAACCCCUCCCUCUCUCUCUUCCUGGAACGCCACCACCCCAUACUGCUCCUGGCUCGCCGUAACCUGCGACCACCGCCGCCACGUCAUUGCCCUCGACCUCACUGGCCUCGGCCUCUCUGGUACGCUCUCCGGCGAUGUCUCCCACCUCCCCUUCCUCUCCAACCUCUCUCUCGCCGACAACACCUUCUCCGGCCCCAUCCCGCCUUCUCUCUCGUCACUGUCCGCACUCCGACUCCUCAACCUCUCCAACAACGGCUUCAACGGAACCUUCCCCGACGAACUCUCUCGCCUCAACAACCUGCAAGUUCUCGACCUCUACAACAACAACCUCACCGGACAGCUUCCUCUUGCCGUCACUCAGAUGCAGAACCUCCUGCAUUUGCACCUAGGUGGCAACUACUUCUUCGGCCAGAUCCCGCCCGAGUACGGAAGCUGGCACCGUCUCCAGUACCUGGCUGUUUCCGGCAACGAGCUCGCCGGACCUAUCCCGCCGGAGAUUGGGAACCUCACCAGCCUCCGGGAGCUUUACAUUGGCUACUACAACACCUACACCGGCGGCAUUCCGCCGGAGAUCGGAAACAUGUCGGCGCUGGUUAGGUUCGACGCUGCCAACUGUGGAUUAACCGGGGAGAUUCCACGGGAGAUUGGAAAGCUCCAGAACCUCGACACUCUGUUUCUUCAGGUGAAUGCGCUUGCAGGUUCACUGACGAGAGAGAUUGGGAAUUUAAAGAGCUUAAAAUCAUUGGAUUUAUCCAACAACGCACUUUCCGGCGAGAUUCCGGCGAGUUUUGGCCUGUUCAGGAAUAAGCUUCACGGUUCAAUACCAGAGUUCAUUGGUGAGUUACCAGCAUUGGAAGUGCUUCACCUUUGGGAGAACAACUUUACCGGAAGCAUUCCUCAGGGUUUGGGAAACAACGGGAAGCUCAUCGACGUUGAUCUUUCUUCCAACAAGCUGACUGGGACGCUUCCUCCUCACGUGUGUUCCGGUAACCGCCUUCAGACUCUGAUAACUCUCGGUAACUUUCUCUUCGGUCCAAUCCCUGAAUCGCUUGGCAAGUGUGAAUCCCUCAAUAGGAUCCGAAUGGGUGACAAUUUUCUCAAUGGUUCAAUCCCAAAGGGUCUCUUCGGCCUUCCGAAUAUCUCGCAGGUUGAGCUUCAGGACAAUCUUCUCACGGGUCAGUUCCCUGAAGCUGAUGCUUUCUCUGUGAAUCUCGGUCAGAUUAGUCUUUCUAACAACCAGCUUUCUGGGCCGUUGCCACCUUCCAUUGGGAACUUCUCCGGCAUGCAAAAACUCCUCCUUGAUGGCAACAAGUUCUCUGGUCCGAUCCCACCGCAGAUUGGGAGGUUGCAGCAGCUGUCCAAAAUUGAUAUCAGCCACAAUCUUCUCUCGGGUCCUAUCCCGAAAGAGAUUAGCCAAUGCAAGUUGUUAACUUUCGUUGAUCUUAGCCGAAAUGAGCUCUCUGGUGAGAUUCCUAACGAGGUCACCGGAAUGAGGAUACUGAAUUACUUGAACCUCUCCAGGAACCAUCUUGUUGGUAACAUUCCUUCGUCCAUAUCCACAAUGCAGAGCUUGACUUCUGUUGAUUUUUCGUAUAACAAUCUCUCUGGUUUGGUUCCUGGCACCGGCCAAUUCAGCUACUUCAACUACACCUCUUUCCUUGGAAACCCUGAUCUCUGCGGACCCUAUUUGAGUCCUUGCAAGGAUGGUUCUGGCAGUGGUGGCCACCAAAAUCAUGCUAAAGGCCAUCUCUCUUCUUCUUUGAAGCUUAUAAUUGUGAUAGGAUUGCUUGUGUUCUCCAUUGUUUUUGCAGCAGUCGCAAUCUUAAAGGCUAGGUCUUUGAAGAAGGCAAGCGAGGGUCGCUCUUGGAAAUUGACUGCAUUCCAACGUUUGGACUUCACGGUGGAUGAUGUUUUGGAUUGCUUGAAAGAGGACAACAUAAUAGGGAAAGGAGGUGCAGGCAUUGUGUACAAGGGCGCAAUGCCGAACGGGGAGCAGGUUGCUGUGAAGAGGCUUCCAGCUAUGAGUAGAGGCUCUUCUCAUGAUCAUGGAUUCAAUGCGGAGAUUCAGACAUUGGGGCGGAUCCGACACAGGCACAUUGUUAGGUUACUAGGUUUCUGUUCUAACCAUGAGACCAAUCUUUUAGUGUAUGAGUACAUGCCCAAUGGAAGUCUAGGUGAAGUUCUUCAUGGGAAGAAAGGGGGGCAUUUGCAUUGGGACACAAGGUACAAAAUUGCUGUGGAGGCUGCAAAGGGUCUUUGCUAUCUACACCAUGAUUGUUCACCUCUCAUUGUUCAUCGAGAUGUGAAAUCAAACAACAUACUUCUUGAUUCUGGUUUUGAAGCUCAUGUUGCUGAUUUUGGGCUUGCCAAAUUCUUGCAAGAUUCUGGAGCAUCUGAGUGCAUGUCCGCAAUUGCCGGAUCAUAUGGAUACAUAGCCCCAGAGUAUGCCUACACAUUGAAAGUCGAUGAGAAGAGCGAUGUGUACAGCUUUGGCGUGGUCCUUUUGGAGCUCAUAACAGGGAGGAAACCAGUUGGAGAAUUCGGAGAUGGUGUGGAUAUUGUGCAGUGGGUGAGGAAAAUGACAGACUCUAACAAGGAAGGAGCUCUCAAAGUUCUUGAUCCAAGGCUUCCCUCAGUUCCCCUUCAUGAGGUGAUGCAUGUUUUCUAUGUAGCAAUGCUGUGUGUUGAAGAACAAGCAAUAGAGCGUCCAACUAUGCGUGAAGUUGUUCAGAUUCUCACAGAGGUUCCAAAGCCUCCUGGGUCUAAACAAGGAGACUUAACAAUUACAGAGUCAUCUUUGUCUUCAUCAAAAGCAUUAGAGUCUCCAAAUGCAGCCUCAAAUGAUCAUGAACAUGAACAUGAGCAUGAGCAUGAACACCCCCCUCAAUCUCCACCAACUGAUCUUCUAAGCAUUUGAAGUGUUAUCACUUAUCAAUGUGCUAUAUGUUUGAGUCAUAUGGGGAUGAUUCAUUAAUUGUAGUUCAAGUUUCCCUUGGGUUGGGUUAUGAUAGUUAUUUAUCCAUUUACUUUCUUUUCUUUUCUUUUAAUCUGUUCUUUCUGUGUUUGUUCAUGGGAGUUGGGGGUUUCUCUAACUUUAAGGUGGUUAAUGUAUGGAUUUCAGUUUCUAAUGGUUGAAUUUGUACAGUAGGUUUGAUGAGGUA